This is a messenger RNA of Geodia barretti, 550 nucleotides long. The record is from the annotation of a GenBank genome assembly. NCBI's taxonomy places the organism in Eukaryota, Metazoa, Porifera, Demospongiae, Tetractinellida, Geodiidae.
CUCUGAGCUUUUGAGACUGUCAUUUGCCCAACUGGCCAUGAGAUUCCAGAUAACCAUGAUUACUUAUGGAGCUCAGUCUCCCGAACUCUCAAACAGACGGUAUUUCUCUAGCCUCUAUCGCACCACUCCCACAUGGACCCUGGUCAACCUGGCUCGUGUCAGACUCCUGACAGAGUUCAACUGGUACAGGUGCGCCGUCCUUACCUCCCCCGACCACCUUCAUACUCAGGUGCUGCAUGAGUUGGUAGAGUUGGAACAGUUGAAGGACAGCGAUAUUGAACUGACAGUUUACGACACGUUUGACGAGACAGCGACAUACCUGCUUGAACGUGCAGCAGAGGACGACAUGAGGAUAUUCAUUGUCAUCAGUGACGAGAUUAGGACUAGAAACACUCUGUGCGAGGCUCAUAGAAACAGUCACAGAAAGCUAACUGGAGCAGCCUACGUCUGGAUACUGCCACUGUUCUAUGACACACACUGGUGGAGACUGAGUCAGCACCAGAUUAACAAUCUCCGCCCCACCCAGCGCUGCUCUAAUUAUGAGAUGAGA